AUGAAUCUAACUAACUACAAUCCCAACUAAGAUCUUGGCAUCACCAACUAGGCUGGAGUUUCUGGAUUAAGAACCUUCAACGGAGAAGAUCUCUUGGCUGAUAAGAGACUAUCACUUUAGAGACAGCAAUAAAGAGAUUGGUUGAUGCAGUAGAUCCAAGCUAAUGAUAGAAUGAGAGGUCAAGCAAGCUUCGAUAAAGAGCUUUAUGACAGAUAAACUUUGGAGUUGAAUGAGUUAUUAAGAUAAGCUUAAGAUGAGCAUGAUUCUAACCGUAAAGCAAUGCUAAAAGCUUAACAAGAAGAAAAUCUCUUAUUGGCUAAGCAAAAGAGAGAUACUGAUUUGAAGCAAAAGUCAGAUUGGCUGUACUAAGAGAACUAUGAAGUAGAUUAUACUCUUAACAAUGAUUUAAUGACUGAGAACCCAAUGACUACUAAAUCCCAGCUUGCUGAUCACAGAGUGAAACCUUAUCACUUUAAGGGAUUGAAUGAGCAUCAGAAGGCUGCAAUCUUAUAUGAAAGAGAUUAAUAAAUUGCAGGCAAGGAGCAACAGAGACAGCUUGAAAAGGAAUAAGAAUAGAUGUGGGCUCUUUAAUAAGAACAUCUCAGGAGAAUGCAGGUGCUUUCAGAUAGAGAUUAGAAGAGAAAGCAAAGAGAGGUUGCUGAGAACACCAAGCAAACUCACGUGCAGCAGAUGCAAGAACACAUGCAAAAAUGGAAAGACCCUUAUGGAGAGAAAGGAUUUUUAGAAAAACAGUGA
Molecule: messenger RNA, 756 nt
Organism: Stylonychia lemnae
Lineage: Eukaryota; Ciliophora; Spirotrichea; Sporadotrichida; Oxytrichidae
Source: the annotation of a GenBank genome assembly